This is a messenger RNA of Talpa occidentalis (Iberian mole), 10984 nucleotides long. RefSeq names its product trinucleotide repeat containing adaptor 6C (gene TNRC6C). Gene Ontology annotation, cellular component: nucleoplasm; P-body. The coding region runs from base 5042 to 10627 and encodes 1861 amino acids. The transcript has 20 exons. Gene Ontology annotation, biological process: positive regulation of nuclear-transcribed mRNA poly(A) tail shortening; miRNA-mediated post-transcriptional gene silencing. The record is from RefSeq and is a predicted model, not a curated record. Gene Ontology annotation, molecular function: protein binding; RNA binding. Lineage: Eukaryota; Metazoa; Chordata; Mammalia; Eulipotyphla; Talpidae.
CACCGGGUGAGGGGGCACUCUCUUCACCUGGGGCUCACGGUUGCUGCUGAGCGGUAAGCAGCCCCAUUCCGUCCACGCGCUCACAUGCGGGAGCUAGCGCGCCAGCUUGGGCCCUCCGGUCACUGCCGUCGGGGUUGAAGUUGAAUUCUGUUUCCUGCUUCUUUGUAUUGUUUCUCAGAUGGCGCCAGCCAGGUCAGCUGCAGCUCCUCACCAGAAUCCUGCCCCGAAGCCUCUCUAUAAAGCCCUUUCCUUACAGUUUACUGGGAUUGCUCGGGAUGGCACCCCCAUAGUCAUGUAGGAAGGCUGCGGUGCUGCUGGAAGCGUCCCUCACACAUGAGCCCUGGGGGCUGCUUGGCCCUGGCAUGGCCGUGCCCUGACCCACCUGCUCGGUGCUGGCUGCCGUGCUGUGUCGGCUGCCAGUGUUCCUGACCCCAGUGCCACUUUGCCCUCUAGCCUCCAGAAUGCUGACCUCCCUUGUCUCCUGACCCCGGUCCUGUCCUCCUGACCUUUCAGGUUUUACUUACACGCUUUCUUUACUGUCGUUUUAGAGGAAUUUUUGGAAGCAAGCAAAGUGUGUGUGUGUGUGUUCAGCUGCCUCACUUAUCUGUUAUUCUCUUAACUCUUUCUGUUUCAAAUAAUUUCACCGCUGGCCCUGGCCCGGGCGUGGAAGCCACACUUGCUGAUAUAGUGAAAUUCAGGUCUGUAACCAGAGAAGCGAGCAGGCUUGUUGGAUUAGCCUGGAAUGUGAAAGAAACAUGUCACAGUCAUAUUACUAUUUUUCUUUCAGUGCUGCCGUAUGGGGAAUAAUUCCAACAUGACCUACAAGUAUUUAUAGCAAUGUUUCUCAAAACCAUGCCUUUGUGGUAUUUUCAGAACAAAUAAUUUUAGACAACUGUGUAUCUCUGAGUCCUGACUCAUCGGCCACGCUCAUGGUAGAGUGGAUGCAGGUGAUGGUUGUCACCAAAGAACAAGGAAGGAAAAAAGAUCCAGCAUACUCACUGACCAGAAUAUAGCCACCCACGUAGCUACAGGCAGCACGUAAUGAACUAUACAGUCAAUUCCUGCCCUGCCGCGCGGGCGCAGCAGUGUGAGCCUUCUAAGGUCGGCCCAGGUGCCAGUGUCCUCACGCCAGAGUGUCUGACCACUGGCUGCCUCUUCCCCAGGGAGGAGUCUGAGCUCUGCCCCGCCGUAGUGGAGAGGGGUGGCAGGAUGCCGCAUGGCGUCAUGCAAUUGUGGAAAAACUAAAGCAACUCGAGACUGAAUUCGUCAUUUUCUUAGCCUUGUACAUGCAGGUAACAUACUUGUUACAUGCAGGUAACAUACUUUGGUGCUACAAGACAGCUAGUGGAAAGGGGAGAGGCCUGACCUGACAGUUGUGUAAUCACUGUUUUCUGUGUGCCACAUGCUUCCUGAGACCUGGGGGGGCAGCACGUUUGACUCUCGCGACGUCUUACUGGGGUUCACCUGGUGAUUAGCAUUAACCUGUCCAUCUUGCUCUUACAGAAAAAUGCUACCCUACGUUUUGCCACUUCCUCGACAAGCGGGCAUGCUAGCUGAGUACUUUUUCACUCUCUUUUCCUUUUCUCACUCCAUUAAUGUGUCUGGGCAGCAGUGCCACGCUGACCUUGCACGCCCCUGAGAAGAGGGAGAAGAUGCCUCGGUUUCUAGUUUCGUCAAGCAUAGUGUCGUUCGCUGGUUGAGCAAAACUUACUGAGCACCUGCCAAGUGUCAGGCAUCUGCUGCGGGGACGCACAGUUCACGGCCAGCGUGGGUUGGGGUGACCAGUAACAGACACUUUGCAGGUCUGCAGUGGAGAUAGCAGCAGGUGCCGUGUGCACACUGGAAGGCAGCAAACCCAGAUCAAGGGUGGGGCCGCCAAGGAGAGUCCUCUAGGCCAGGGAGCGUGACCUGAGUCUUGGAUUCGCUUUGCAAAGCAGGUAGUGGGACGUCCUGCACCGCGGCACAGACCCACAGUCGCAGGCCUCUGGGUGUCAGGGGCAGGCGGCGAGGAGAGUAGGGCUGGGGCGGGGCUGCUGCUGGCAUCAAGUCAUACCAAUAAACAAUCACAAAACUUACCGUGAUGGUCAAGUCCAAUGGAAUAAUAUUCAAACUGUUAUAGAGCAACCCCGAUAUUAAAACGGGUUCCUGGCUGUGGGUCCUCACCCGCGCGCUUUAAAGGGACUUAUGAAUACUCUACUACAGACACACGCAAAAGGGUUCAUAAAAGGUUUAUUUACAAGAGAAAAAGAAAUAAGGAAAAUGUACAACUCAGGGAGAAAAUAGGGAAAUAAAGUCUUUCAUGCGUCCUACCCGAUCCGACGACCUGGAAACCCAAAGGCACUCUCCGAGCUGGCCGGACGCUGCGAGCUGGUGGAGAGCCAAAAUGGGGGACACCCCCCAAAGCCCACGUGUCUGGCUUUAUCCCAACCUGGCUGCUUAACCCCACCCUCAGGUCCCAGCCACCUUCCCUUUGGUGGUGAUGGGAUUUGGAGUUCCCAGUGUCUUUGGCUUUGACCUGGGGUGGGGGUGGAGUCCACAAAGCCUAUAUGGAAUUUGCUUUGGGACAUCCUUUUUCCCCCUAACAAAACCUGUUCCAACAAAUUGCUUUUGAGACUUGACAGGCUCCUUUUGAAGCUCGUCUGGAAGAGCAAAUGCGCAUGGAGUAGCCAGGGCAGGUGUGGGAAAGAGUGUGAGCUCGCAAGGGGCAGUGGGCCCUGGCGAUCAUGCAGCGGUUCCCCAGCAGGAAGGCACAGGCCUCUGGAUGAGAUGCAGGGGAGGUGGCCCUGGCGGAGGCCAGGUGGGGGUGCUGGCGUGGUGGGAAGAAGUGCUGGGGAGCGCGCAGAGCCGGGCUGCAGGAGGCCAUGCAGGAGACGGUUCUCAGCUCUUGGGAUGAAAGUUUCUCUUAAACAAGAAGCCAUCAAGAGAAAAACUGACAAAUGCGAGUGUAUAAAAGUCAGAACUUCUGUAGGAGACCAUAAGUAAAACCCACGGACAAAUGCCACGCCCUCCUACAACUCAACAAGGAGAAAAGACAGUCCAGCAGGAGGACGGGCAAAGCGGGAACGGGCAGAUCAGGAGACUCAUGUCCGCGGCACACGGCAAGACUUGUGGUCUGGGAAAAAAAUCAAACGACUGUGACGUGCGCAUCCCACUCACCACGUCCCCAGAGCCUGAGAUCUGUCCCAGCCCUGCAGAGCAGGUGGCGGUGCCCGUGCUGCGCAGCCCACCUGAACUCGGCCGUCCUCACGUGAGCGUGUGGGCCAGGCGGUUCGUGCACCUGCUUAGGCAGGUGUGGGCACCGGUUCAACCUUUAAGAAGGGCCUUUGCCAGAACGUCAAACACUCAAGGUGCUCCGAUGCCCUGACCCCUGCUCAGCUGUGGGUCGUCUCCUCUAGCCCAAGAGCUCUGCCUGUACUGGCAGCCUUGGCCCCAUCCCUCCCCCUGUGCUGGGAGCCGGGGCUGGGCUGAGACUGUUCAGAGGGAGUAGGGGCAGAGGGGCUGACUGUUGCUUCUUGGGAAAGGUCCAAGUGUGGGUGGUGUUCCCACCAGCCUCACCCCUGGCGGGGGCAGCCCUGUGAAGGGCUAUUGACUCUGGCUGGGUCUCAGAGGAUAGCAAUGCAAGCACUUCCUCCCAUGGCCCCCACUUCAGAUGGCAUCACCACCACCCCCCACACACCCCCGACCUCCCCACACGCCCCCCCAGCUGCAUUGCUUCCUCUUGGCCCAGCGCAUCCCACUCCUGCCCGGGUGUGGCGUCGGUGUCAUUCAGUCUUGCUUUGGCAUCACUUUGGCCAGAUCAGCACCGGGGCCUGAGGAGCUGAGACCUCAACGCUGGCGUGCAGACGAGCGCUAGUCACUGUCGAGGCAGCAGCGCUGGUGUUACAGGGAGACUCUGAGCUACGGCACAGACUUCGGGCUCCCAACUCAAACGGCCUUCUCCCCACAAUGCUCCCUUCAUCAGCACAGCCGCGGCUCCUUCUGCACGCCCGCGGUGGCUGCAGGGGGCAUCUUCAAGCAGCCGGGCCAGAGGCCUGACGCGCCCUCCAAGAACCUGGAAAGAACAAAGGUCGCCCACGAAGAGCACCCCGACUCUGGGCAACCCCAGGGGGCGGACGCAGAAUGGGUGGGGCCAGUCCGGCCCUGCAGGCGCCUGCUCCUCGCCAUAGCAGCACCCCAGGCGUGGUGAGAGGCGCCAGUGGGGGUGGGGGCGCCUGAGAGACAGACGGGCUGGCUCCUCCAGGCCCGGUCCAGGUUCUCUGUGGAAAGCAGCCAUUUGUCCUGAAAGACUCCGGCAAAUCAAACAUUAGCCUUCUAAUAAAAUAAUACAGAGGAAGGUGGAUUUCUAAAUUUGUGUAUUGCUUUGGAGGGGAGGCCCUGUGGCCAGUUGGCAAAAACGUUUAGCUGGUCAGGUCCAAAUGGGGAAGUGGGCAGUUCGUCCUAUUAAGGCUUCAGCAAAAUGUCAUUUUAUCAUGUUGUUAUUGACUCAGACUUUGCCAGGCUAUAGCGUAACUCCAGCUGGAAACGCUUGAGAACUUUUAUCUCAUUUGAAAAACUCUCUUCAUUGUGCUGAGAGCAGGACAAAGUAUUGUCUUGUUGGCUGCUGUGUAUGUGUUUAAACAGCGGCUUUGAUUAAUAACACGGUGGGGUUUGUUACUUAGAUCUUUUUAGAUAGAAGCAGGAAAGUAAUUAAGAAGUUGGCCACGUGCCAGUUUCCCUAUGGCACUCAUGGAGGGCAGGACGGCCAGUGUGGGGACUCUGGGUGUUUAGGAAAAGCGGAAAGAACCCACGGAAAGCAAAGGCAGCUCCGGGCAGCACUGGCCGUGCAGCCAGUGGGCAAUGUGCCGCCAUUCUCUGGCUGACUUUCAAAAAGGCAGAAGAAAAGCAGCUCUGGUACGCUGUGGAACCGGGUCUCCGAGAGAAAUGUUUAUGACUGUGGAAAGAAUUUAAGGACGAGGGGAGAUUGGUUUGUAGUGUCAGCUACAAUUAGAUAAUCAAAGCUUUCAAAUCCUACCGGCCGCUGCCUCCACCCCUGGUGGAGAGGAUGAACCGGACACCUCCUGGCGUGGAGAGGGCCAGCCCCUGCCCCGAGGGCGCCCGAGUCUGCCCAGCCAGGCCUGCACAGGGACUUUCCUGGCAGGGCUACAGGGUGAGGCUGUCGCCUUGCUCGGCCGACACAGCGGAGCCGAGAGCCCAGACCGCCCUAGACGCAGGCGUCCGGGCAGCCGGCUUGCCAGACCUCAGUCACAGCGGACUGGCAGAUCAUUAUGAAAAUCCCCACUGGGGACAGCAGGCCACUUUCCGAGGGGACGCCGGCUGCGGCUGGGAUCAAGUGAUCGUGGACCGGGCCGACCAGGAGGCGUGGCCUUCCAUCACCGGAGCCGAGGCGGAAGCCGCCUCAGAAUGCCCGGCGGACACUGACGCUGCCCCCAACUGCGGCUCGGAGGGCAGUAGCAUGGCUACGGGCAGCGCCCAGGGCAGCUUCCCGGGACACACCAAGAAGACGAAUGGCAAUAACGGCCCCAACGGCGCGCUCGGCCAGAGCCCCUCCAGCCAGAGCGCCCUGGGCACGGCGGGAGCCAGCGGGAACGGGAACGCUGCCCGAGUGUGGGGAGUAGCCGCCGGGGCCGGCUCGGGCCUCGCCCACUGCCCCCUCAGUGGGGGGGACGGGAAAAUGGACACCAUGACGGGGGACGGGCGGGGCCAGAGCUGCUGGGGUGCCCCCAGCUCCAGUGCGGGCGUCAACCUCAACCUCAACCCCAGUGCCAACCCCGCCGCCUGGCCUGUGCUGGGGCAUGAAGGGGCUGUGGCCACGGGCAACCCUUCCAGUAUUUGCAGUCCGGUCAGUGCCAUAGGUCAAAACAUGGGAAACCAGAACGGGAGCCCCGCAGGCACCCUGGGGGCCUGGGGGAACCUGCUGCCGCAGGAGAGCACAGAACCCCAGACGCCCGCUUCUCAGAAUGUGUCUUUCAGCGUCCAACCUCAGAACCUUUCCACUGACGGACCAAAUAACACUAAUCCCAUGAACUCUUCAGCAAACCCUGUCAAUGCAAUGCAGACGAACGGGCUGCCCAACUGGGGCAUGGCUGUCGGCGUGGGUGCCAUCAUCCCGCCUCACCUGCAAGGCCUUCCUGGUGCUAACGGAUCAUCGGUUUCUCAAGUCAGUGCAGGGGGUGGUGAAGGGAUUGGCGGUUCUGUGUGGGGGCUGUCCCCAGGGAACCCCGCCACAGGCAACAGCAAUCCUGGGUUCAAUCAGGGGAAUGGAGACACUGUGAACUCAGCAUUAAGUGCUAAGCAAAAUGGAUCGAGCAACGCCGCGCAGAAGGAGGGGAGUGGCGGGAGCGCGUGGGACUCGGGGCCGCCCGCUGGUCCUGGAAUACUCGCCUGGGGCAGGGGCAGCGGCAGCGGCGGUGUUGGCAAUAUCCAUUCGGGAGCGUGGGGCCACCCCGGCCGAAGCACCUCAGGCGGGGUGAAUGGGGAGUGGGGAAAGCCCCCAAACCAGCAUUCCAGCAGUGACGUCAGCGGGAAAGGGUCAACAGGGUGGGGCAGCCCUGGCAUGGGCAGCCAGAGCCCUGCCGUGCAGCCUGGCAGCGAACACACGAACUCCUGGGCCAAGGCGGCGUCCUCCAGCACCACGGCCAGCGAGGGCAGUGGCAGCGAGGGCUCUGGGGGGCACUGCGAGGGCGGCGCCGGGAGGGAGGGAGCAGAGGGCCGCAGGCGAGACAAGGCGAGUGGAGACCCAGGGCAUGUCCAGUUGCCAAGGAAUGACCUCGACCCGCGAGUCCUGUCGAACACCGGCUGGGGACAGACUCCAGUGAAGCAAAACACUGCCUGGGAAUUUGAAGAAUCCCCGAGGUCGGAGCGGAAAAAUGACAAUGGGACGGAGGCCUGGGGCUGCGCGGCUGCUCAGCCGCCGGCCUCGGGCGGGAAGGACGGCGGGUCCGUCGUGGACAGUACAAAUACCUCUUCAGUAUCUGGGUGGGCCAGCUCACCGCCGACUGCUGUGCCAGCACACACGGGCUGGGGAGACGGCAGCAGCAAAGCGCCAAACGGCCCAGGGGUUUGGGGGGACUCGAUCAAUUCUACUGCUGUUACUAAUGCUGCUGCUGCCGCCAAGGGCGGCCAGGCUUGGAGCGGGACCGCACACCAGGAGGACAAGUCGCCCACUUGGGGGGAGCCUCCGAAACCCAAACCUCAAAACUGGGGAGACGGACAGAAGCCCAGUCCAGCCUGGAGUGCAGGAGGGGGAGAUUGGGCAGAUUCCUCUGCUGUCCUGGGACACUUGGGGGAAGGGAAGAAAAAUGGCUCUGGAUGGGACACCGACAGUACUAGGUCAGGGUCUGGCUGGAGUGACACGGCCAGGUCUGGGACCAGCGGCUGGGGCAAUGGCACGAGCGCCAAGAUGACCCCGGGCACAAACUGGGGGGAGUCCCUGAAACCUGGCCCCCAGCAGAACUGGGCGGGCAAGCCCCCAGACAGCACCGUGAGUAACUGGGGCGGAGCUGUUUCUGUCAAGCAGACAGGAACAGGGUGGGUCGGGGGGCCUGUCCCUGUCAAACAGAAGGACAGCAGGGAGGCCACCGGCUGGGAAGAGCCUUCUCCACCGUCCAUUCGACGCAAAAUGGAGAUUGAUGAUGGUACCUCAGCUUGGGGCGACCCAAGCCACUACAACAAUAAAACUGUAAACAUGUGGGACAGGAACAACCCGGGCAUCCAGAGCAGCACCACAGCCAGCGCCGCCACCACGGCCACCACCACCACCGUGAGCAACAGCGCCAGCACGGGCGAGGUGCCACCGGCGCACCCGGGCUCCCAGCUGCCACGCUCGCCGCUGCUCGGCCCAGUUUCGUCAGGCUGGGGAGAAAUGCCUAAUGUUCACUCCAAGGCUGAAAACUCCUGGGGAGAACCAUCCUCCCCGUCGACCCUGGUUGAUAACGGCACAGCAGCGUGGGGCAAACCGCCCAGCAGUGGGAGCGGGUGGGGGGACCAGCCUGCCGAGCCGGCGGCCACCUUUGGAAGAGCCAGCGCCCCUGCUGCCGCCCCAGCCCUGUGCAAACCAGCUGCAAAAUCUAUGCAAGAAGGCUGGGGCAGUGGUGGGGACGACACGAGCCUCAGCUCCGGCCAGUGGGAGGACGAAGAAGGGGGCGUGUGGAACAACGCCGCCUCCCAGGAAAGCACCGCCUCCUGCAGCUCCUGGGGCAGCGCCCCCAAGAAGGGACUCCAAAAGGGCCUGAAAGCUGCCGGCAAGCAGGACGAGGCCUGGAUCAUGAACCGGCUGAUCAAGCAGCUCACGGACAUGGGCUUCCCGAGAGAGCCGGCGGAAGAGGCCUUGAAGAGCAACAACAUGAACCUUGACCAGGCCAUGAGCGCUCUGCUGGAAAAGAAGGUGGACAUGGACAAGCGUGGACUGGGAGUGACCGACUACAAUGGCAUGGUCACCAAGCCCCUCGGCUGCCGCCCACCAAUCUCCAAAGAGUCUUCCGUGGACCGCCCCACCUUUCUUGACAAGGAUGGCGGCCUAGUGGAAGAGCCCGCGACUUCACCGUUUUUGCCUUCACCAAGCCUGAAGCUCCCCCUUUCAAACAGUGCACUCCCUAAUCAGGCCCUGGGUGGGGUUGCCUCAGGGCUGGGCAUGCAAAACUUGAAUUCUUCUCGACAGAUGCCGAGUGGCAGCGUGGGCGUGUUCAGCAGCAGCGGAGCAGCACAGGCCCGGACCCUGCAGCCGCCGCCGCAGCCCCCAGCGCCGCCGCUGAACUCCUCCCAGCCCAGCCUCCGUGCUCAAGUGCCUCAGUUUCUAACCCCUCAGGUUCAAGCACAGCUUUUGCAGUUUGCAGCAAAAAACAUUGGUCUCAACCCUGCACUAUUAACCUCGCCAAUUAAUCCUCAGCAUAUGACGAUGUUGAACCAGCUCUAUCAGCUGCAGCUGGCAUACCAGCGUUUACAGAUCCAGCAGCAGAUGCUGCAGGCCCAGCGUAACGUGUCCGGACCCAUGAGACAGCAGGAGCAGCAAGUUGCGCGCACAAUCACUAACCUGCAGCAGCAGAUCCAGCAGCACCAGCGCCAGCUGGCCCAGGCCCUGCUCGUGAAGCCGCCGCCGCCCGCGCCGCACCUGUCUCUGCACCCCUCUGCAGGCAAAUCGGCCAUGGACAGCUUCCCCCCUCACCCCCAGGCCCCCGGCCUGCCCGACCUGCAGACCAAAGAGCAGCAAUCUUCACCCAGCACCUUCGCUCCUUACCCUCUCGCUGGGCUGAACCCGAAUAUGAAUGUCAGCGGCAUGGACAUGACUGGUGGUCUGUCGGUCAAGGACCCGUCUCAGUCCCAGUCUCGCCUCCCCCAGUGGACACACCCCAACCCCAUGGAUAACUUACCCGGUGCUGCUUCUCCUCUCGAUCAGAACCCCAGCAAGCAUGGUGCUAUCCCUGGAGGGCUGAGUAUCGGGCCUCCAGCCAAGUCCUCCAUCGACGAGUCCUACGGUCGGUACGAUUUAAUCCAGAACAGUGAGUCACCAGCCAGCCCUCCCGUAGCUGUUCCCCAUAGCUGGUCACGUGCCAAAUCCGACAGUGACAAAAUCUCAAAUGGCUCCAGCAUCAACUGGCCCCCAGAAUUCCACCCUGGAGUUCCGUGGAAAGGACUUCAGAACAUAGACCCCGAGAACGACCCUGACGUCACCCCCGGGAGCGUCCCCACCGGGCCCACCAUCAACACCACCAUACAGGAUGUCAACCGCUACCUCCUCAAGAGUGGAGGGUCCUCCCCACCAUCAUCUCAGAAUGCCACGCUGCCUUCCUCGAGUGCCUGGCCGCUCAGUGCCUCCGGCUACAGUCGCUCCUUCAGCAGCCUCGCGCCCGCACCUAGCAUCACAGGUAAACUGUCAGACAUCAAAUCAACGUGGUCCUCCGGCCCUGCCUCCCACGCGCAAGCCUCUCUGUCUCACGAACUGUGGAAGGUGCCCAGAAACACUCCUGCCCCCACCAGGCCGCCUCCGGGGCUGACCAACCCCAAGCCUUCCUCCAGCUGGGGAGCCAGCCCCCUGGGCUGGACCAGCUCCUACUCCUCGGGUUCGGCGUGGAGCACAGACGCCUCGGGAAGGACCAGCAGCUGGCUCGUUCUCCGCAACCUCACGCCCCAGAUCGACGGCUCCACCCUCCGGACGCUGUGCCUGCAGCACGGGCCCCUCAUCACAUUCCACCUGAACCUGACACAGGGCAACGCCGUGGUCCGCUACAGUUCCAAGGAGGAGGCUGCCAAGGCCCAGAAGUCCCUGCACAUGUGUGUUCUGGGAAACACUACCAUCUUGGCUGAGUUCGCUGGCGAAGAAGAAGUGAAUCGUUUCUUAGCCCAAGGCCAGGCGCUGCCGCCCAGCUCCAGCUGGCAGUCCAGCUCCGGGACCGGCCAGACGCGGCUGGGAGCCUCGGGCAGCUCCCACGGCCUGGUGCGGAGCGAUGCCGGCCACUGGAACGCCCCGUGCCUGGCCGGCAAAGGGAGCAGCGACCUGCUGUGGGGCGGGGUUCCCCAGUACUCAAGCAGCCUGUGGGGCCCGCCCAGCACCGACGAUGGCCGGGUGAUCGGGAGCCCCACCCCGCUGAAUACACUGCUUCCGGGCGACCUUCUCAGCGGGGAGUCCAUCUAGGCCCCUGGGGACGCCCAGGCGCCACGGUCAUCAGCACUAGGAAGAAGAAGCUGACCCUUUCCAGUCCGGGCACCGCAGAGGACCCCGCUGGACCCAAGCAGCCCGGCAGCCCCUCGAGUACCUCGGUCCAGUACUGAAGACGAACCUUCGCGCAGCCCUUGCGAACUGUCCGGGACAGUGCGGGCUGCGCGGUCAGUGUCACGAAUGACAGGAUGUUCUCAUAGCUUUUCCUCUGUGUCGUCGUCGUGUCUUGUAUGGUGUGCUGUCAUUUUGAUUUUUUAAGUAUAAAAGCUGCUUAGAAUAGUUUUAUCAUGAAGGGCACUUUUCAGAUUGUGGGCUGGAAAGGGUUAUUUUAUC